Cephus cinctus (wheat stem sawfly) is the source of this 1839-nucleotide messenger RNA. Its product is annotated as cyclic nucleotide-gated channel rod photoreceptor subunit alpha. Lineage: Eukaryota; Metazoa; Arthropoda; Insecta; Hymenoptera; Cephidae. Gene Ontology annotation, cellular component: plasma membrane; intracellular cyclic nucleotide activated cation channel complex. Gene Ontology annotation, biological process: monoatomic cation transmembrane transport. The record is from RefSeq and is a predicted model, not a curated record. The coding region runs from base 461 to 1627 and encodes 388 amino acids. Gene Ontology annotation, molecular function: protein-containing complex binding; intracellularly cGMP-activated cation channel activity; intracellularly cAMP-activated cation channel activity. The transcript has 8 exons.
GGGGUGCGGCGGAGGACAGGCACCAAGCACCAGUGCCACCAGGCUCUGCCAUUACGAGAGCGGCCACGAACUCGACGAGAUCUCCGUGGUCGGUGGUGGUAGAUCCGGAGAGGGUCUUACUACACCUACUACACCCUGUCAUUGUAGCGCACUUAAAUAUGGCAGCGGACAAACUCUUUACAGCGUUGCAGGAUCCGUGCCGCCUGCACCAGCUGCGCCGAUUCAUAGAAUCGUUCCUGGCAUCGCCACAUCGACAGGAGGCGCUGCCGGCGGGGCCAGCGAUCGUCUCAGCGGCGGUUCGGGUUCCGCUUUGGGCUGCGAGAAACUUCGUGAAAGAGGCGUGAGGGGUAGCGACGCCAGAAGCAGAGAACGUGAGGAGGAUAGCAAGAGCGUGGGCAACGUCUCCAGGGGCGGCUUGCCUUCAAGGCAGAGUCUACUGGAUCUGGUCAGCAGUAAGUUCAUGAGCAGACACAGCCCGACUCAUCAUUACUAUCAUCAUCAGCAGCAACAGCAGGUAUAUUCGGUACCGCAACGCUACUUCAGCUCCUCCAGAGACUCGCUCCACGCGGCCUACGUGAAUCGUGGUUCGAGCGAACUCGAUUUAAGUCGAAAAUCCAGAAGACGAGAUCACCUGCGCGGGAAAUUCAAACUCCCGAAUGCCGUGGCGCUGGCUACGUCCAGGGAACCCUCGCACCUGCACGCACCUUCGUCCAUCAAUCAUCUGAACAGUAAUAGCAGCUGCAAUGGCACUGAGACAAGAUACACCGCCCAACAACAGCAACAACAACGUGGCAGUCGUGGAUACCCUGGACAACCCGGAUCACGUGGUUUUCGUACGGGCGCACCUAACUGGUCCUUCGUUUUUGAUCCGGCCGGUCGUCUUUGCUAUUAUUGGUCCAUGGUCGUCUCGCUUGCGUUUCUUUAUAACUUCUGGGUGAUCAUCUACAGGUUCGCCUUUCAGGAGAUCAACGGUGAGACGCUGAUUGUCUGGUUCUGUCUGGACUAUCUAUCCGAUCUUCUCUACCUGGUUGACAUUGUCUUCCACUUUCGGACCGGGUACCUGGAGGAUGGUGUGCUCCAGACCGACGCCACCAAACUGAGACAUCAUUACAUGAACAGCACCACGUUCUACAUAGACUGCCUGUGCCUGCUGCCCCUCGACUUUUUAUACUUAUCUAUAGGAUUCAACAGUAUACUCCGAAGUUUUAGACUGGUGAAAAUUUACCGAUUCUGGGCAUUCAUGGAUAGGACCGAGCGACAUACCAAUUAUCCCAACUUAUUUCGCUCCACCUCGCUGAUUCAUUACUUGCUGGUGAUCUUUCACUGGAACGGGUGCCUCUAUCAUAUUAUUUAUAAGAACAAUGGUUUUGGGAGCAAGAACUGGGUAUUCAACGACUCCGAGACCGCUGACGUGGUCAAGCAGUAUUUACAAAGUUACUAUUGGUGCACGCUGGCUCUCACUACUAUCGGAGAUCUGCCUAGACCCAGAAGCAAGGGGGAAUACCUGUUCGUAAUAGCACAGUUACUCUUUGGCCUGUUACUCUUCGCUACGGUACUUGGACACGUCGCGAAUAUUGUGACGUCAGUCAGUGCUGCCAGAAAGGAGUUUCAGGGUAAAGAAGGAUAGGAGUAAAAGUAAAAAGACCAGACAGCGAGGACCAGGGGUGGAUAUGACAAAGGAAAGGAAAAAGGGGGCGCGUUCGGACAAAAAAUGACGUGAUGGAGUACAGUCAAGCACCCUCAUGAGGAUGCAGUUUAAUAUGGAAUUAUAAAAAAAUUCUUCACGGAUUCUAUCAACUAUUUGAAACACGUUGCAAGGAAUAUACGACAGCCCCUACA